Molecule: messenger RNA, 4212 nt
Organism: Antechinus flavipes (yellow-footed antechinus)
Lineage: Eukaryota; Metazoa; Chordata; Mammalia; Dasyuromorphia; Dasyuridae
Product: zinc finger protein 883-like
Exons: 5
Coding region: 323-2155 (610 amino acids)
Biological process (GO): regulation of transcription by RNA polymerase II
Cellular component (GO): nucleus
Molecular function (GO): RNA polymerase II transcription regulatory region sequence-specific DNA binding; DNA-binding transcription factor activity, RNA polymerase II-specific
Source: RefSeq, a predicted model, not a curated record
AGAGGAGGAGCCGGGGUAUCCGCCUUUCUGCCACGCCCUCACGCGUUGCUUCUUGCUAACGAGGGGGCGUGGCUAAGGAUGUCAGCCAAUUGCGGUAAUACUGCUCCUCGGGCUGGGAGUCGCGAGGCACGUCAGCUGGAUUCCUCCGCCCUUCCCUUAUGACCACGCCCUCUCCGUGCCCCGUCUUCCUGGUCUCCGCACGUGGCUUCAGCAGUUCUGAUUGGGCGGUGCGGGGAGGGGGCGUGGCCGUGCCCCUUCAGUUGGAGUGGGCUCCGGCUCCCUCCGCUCUUCUCCAUCUACAUCCCUCGGGAAGGAAGCGGCGAUGGCCCCGGGGCCCCCGCCUGUGUCUCCUGCGGCCCCCGCUACGGAAGCCGUGACGUUCAGGGAUGUGGCUGUGGCCUUUACCCUGGAGGAAUGGCGGCAUCUGGACCCUUCUCAGAAGGACCUGUACAGGGAGGUGAUGCUGGAGAACUACAGAAACCUGGUCUGCCUGGGCCUGGCCAUUUCCAAACCAUACGUGAUCCACCAGUUGGAACAAGGGAGAGGCCCUUGGACGCCAGAGGGAAACACCUCCCUCUGUGACAGAGGGAGCCGCCGUGCAGAUUGGGAAGAGAUAGUUGAAGCAAAGGAGCCCACUCCAAAGCUUGGCGUUACUUUGAAAGGAUUUUAUGAAGACAGAUUGCCAAGGCAUCAUCAACACCAUGCUGCCAAACUUGGACAAGCUUUAGAAUGUGAUGCUAUGUCAGAGAGACAGCACAACAAGGAUAAAUCUUCUAGUUUUCAUACUGCAAUGAAACCUCAUCAAUGUAAUGAAUGUGGGAAGACUUUCUGCUGGCGCAAGGGACUUAAUGUACAUCAGAAAAUUCAUAGUGGACAGAAACCCUAUACAUGCGAUGAAUGUGGAAAGGCCUUCCUCCUGAGCACGCACCUUGUUCAACAUCAGAGAAUUCAUAGUGGAGAGAAGCCUUAUGUAUGUAACGAAUGUGGGAAGGCCUUCCGGCUUAGUGCACACCUUACUCUGCAUCAGAGAAUUCAUAGUGGAGAGAAACCUUUUGUAUGUAACGAAUGUGGGAAGGCUUUCUCUCAGAGUUCACAACUUAACCGACAUCAAAGCAUUCAUACCGGAAAGAAAGCUUAUAAAUGUAAUGAAUGUGGAAAGACUUUUAGUCGGAGCACAGGACUUAUCAAACAUAAGAGAAUUCACACUGGAGAAAAACCUUAUAAAUGUAAUGACUGUGAGAAGGCUUUUCGUCGGAAUGAACAACUUAUUCAACACCAGAGAAUUCACACUGGAGAGAAACCUUAUAAAUGCAAAGAAUGUGGCAAAGCCUUUCGUCAAAGUUCACAAUUUAGUCAGCACAAAAAAAUUCAUAUUGGAGAGAAGCCUUAUCAAUGUACUGAAUGUGGGAAGUUCUUUUUAGAGAAGACGCAGCUUACCCGGCAUCAAAAAAUACAUACUGGAGAAAAACCUUAUAAAUGUAAUGAAUGUGGGAAGGCUUUCUUGGAGAGGAGGCAGCUUAUACAACACCAGAGAGUUCAUACUGGAGAGAAACCUUACAAAUGUAACGAAUGUGGAAAAAGCUUUCGUCAGAGCUCACGAUUUAGUCAACAUAAAAAAAUUCAUACUGGAGAAAAACCUUAUGAGUGUAAUGAGUGUGGGAAGACCUUCCUAGAGAGGAAACAGCUUACCCAACAUCAGAGAGUUCAUACUGGAGAGAAACCUUACAAAUGUAAUGAAUGCGGGAAAAGCUUUCGUCAGAGUUCACGAUUUAAUCAACAUAAAAAAAUUCAUACUGGGGAAAAACCUCAUGAAUGUAACGAAUGUGGGAAGGCUUUCUUGGAGAGGAAACAACUUUAUCGGCAUCAGAGAGUUCAUACUGGAGAGAAGCCUUAUGUAUGUGAUCAGUGUGGGAAGGCCUUCAGCUCCAAGUCAUACCUUACUGUACACCAGACAAAUCACACUGGACAGAAGUCUUAUGAUAAAUGUAAUGGAUGUGGGAAAGUCUCUCCUAAGACGUGCCUUACUCAGCAUCAGAGAAUUCCUAUCGGAGUGAAGCCUUAUCAAUGUAGUGAAUGUAGAAAGACCUUCCUUGACAGGAAACCACUUAUUCACCAUCAGAGGAUUCACACAGAAGGAAUUGCCACCUUACUGUAGCAAACAUGAGAUGACCACCUUCCAAAAGUAGAAACAGCUUAUUCAACUUCAAAGACUUUGUAAGUGUAGAGAAACUUUGUGAAUGUGAUAGAAUAUGGGAAGACUCUUCUUGGGAAACAGCUUGCUCAAUCUCGGACUUCAUAAGUGUAGAAAAACCUUGUGCAUGUUAUGAAUAUGGGGAGGCUUUUUUAGAGAGUAGAGAACCUAAGUGAACACUGGAGAAUUCAUGAGUGAUGGCAAGCUUUUAUGAAUAUAACAACGCCUUUCAUAAGAGCUCACCAUUUAGCGAAUAUAAAAAUAAUUCGUGUUUAUGAGACACCUUAUGAAUGUGAAAAGGCCUUUCUAGAGCAACAUCAGAAAAUUCAUUGUGGUGAGAAAUGUGAAUAUAAUAAAUGUGGGAAAACUGUAUAAGAGCAAACAGUUUAAUCAGUGGCAAUACCAAAGUGAAACAAUGGAUAUUAUGUAGAAUAGCUUUCUGAGAGCAUAUGUCUUACUUGACAUUAAAUCAUUCAAAAAUUUAGCUUUUUGAAUGGCAGAGUUUUAUGAAGAUAACAAAUGUAAGAAGAAUCCCAACCACUGCAGACACUGAAAUGUAGGCAUUCAAUUAAAGGGAAAUUGUAAAAAUCUGAUUGUUACACUAUGAUCUGGGAUACUGGCUGGUCUUGUGUGGCCUAGGAAACCUUUAUUUUAAAAUGCAAAAACCUUGGCUUUGGGGUGGACCACAUUUGGCCCUUAAGUUGAAGUUGUCAAAUCUUUCUAUACUACAUGAAGCAAAUAUCUAGUUUCCCAUGAGAUUUCCUUAAGGCUACUGAUCUGGUUUUAGUUACCCCAAGCUUCUCCCCAAAGAAUAACAACAACAAUAGCAGCUGUCCUUUAUAUAGCACCUACUACGUGCCAGACAUUGUUCUAAGCACUUUAAAAAAUUAGUCAUUUGAUCCUCACAACAACCUUACGAGGUAGAUGCUAUCAUCAUCCCUGAAGAAACUGAGGCAAAUGAGUUGAGUCAGGAGUUUGGUUAACCAUCACAUAAUGUUGCUGUAUUGCUGUUCUGGUUCUGCUCACUUCACUCAGCAUCACUUCAUGUAGGUCUCUCAAGUCCUCUCUGAAACCAUCCUGCUAGUUGUUUCUUACAAAACCAUAAUAUUCCAUAACAUUCAUAUACCAUAACUUGUUCAGCCAUUCCCCAGCUGACGGGCAUCCACUCAGUCUCCAUUUCCUUGCCAGUACAAAAAGGGGAAAAGCAUUUCAAAGCAGUCUAGUGAGCAGCAUACUUCAUUAGGCAUUUACAAAGCCUCUAGCAGUGAGUCUGUCUGGAAAUCAUCUUUCAUGGCUCCCCAAGAUGGACUUGAUAGAACCAUCAACCAACUGAACACUACCAAAGAGAUCUCCUUAAUCUUAUAGUUUCUCAAUCUUUCCCCACCUUGACAUUUGAACAUGAACCUGUAAAGGGCUGAAACUCUUGAGUUGACGCACUGCAGUCGGACAACCAAGCACUUAAGGCUAAUUACCAAUUGGACAAUACUCUAUUAGCAUAUGCUUGGAAAAUGGCCCUUCCCACCAUUCUGUGCUGGCUCAAUCUGUUGGUGUAUACAGAGAAUUGUAGGAGGGAUUAGGGGAUGCAGUAAGACAAGUCAGAGUCACUUGUUGGUGUGAGAGAAAGAGAAAGGAGGUGUGGAGAUUUCUGUGUCCAUUCCCUUCACUUCGACCCCUAAAACCAAGAAUAAAGACCCAGGAUGUUUGCUUAUCCUGACUCCGGCUGAUUCUAAGGCAUCCAGGGCGUUUACUCGGUCUUCACGUGAACCUAUUACUAACAAAUGAACAGAUGCAAAUGCAUCUCAUUGGCAUUCUGUACUGUGCAUCAUAGUGGUGCUCUGAUUCCUUUCCUUUACACUGUAGUCUUACCUCAUCAGCUGGUCUUCACAUGAUUGAGAUGUUGUGAACAUUGACCAUCACUAGGCAUUAUUAGCUCUCUUGAAACCAUCACAGACUUAUCACAAAUGUUCUGUAGAAACAAACUUCAUUAUUAUUGCACUAUUAAAGCUGUUUUAUGAUUUAAA